CCUUCAAACUUCUCCUCUUUCUUCAUUCCAUCAUCACUCACAUUCUCAAUCAUAAACCAAAACAAGAAGAAAACCAAACACUUUCUCUCUUUCAAGUCAUCUCCUAACAAAAUGGAGAAUUUGUUUCGUCUUGCUUCAUCUCCUAACAAAAUGGAGAAUUUGUUUCGUCUUGCUUCAUCUCCUAACAAAAUGGAGAAUUUGUUUCGUCUUGCUGAUCACGAAGAUUUUAUCUCACGCCGUUGCAUUUGGGUCAAUGGACCUGUGAUCAUUGGCGCAGGUCCAUCUGGCCUAGCAACGGCGGCAUGUCUUAGAGAACAAGGAGUACCAUUCCUUGUUGUCGAAAGAGCUGAUUGCAUAGCAUCACUUUGGCAAAGAAGAACCUAUGACAGGUUGAAACUUAACCUCCCAAAACAAUUCUGUCAACUCCCUAACCUUCCAUUCCCUGAUGAUUUCCCUGAAUACCCUUCAAAGAAACAGUUCAUAAACUACCUUGAAACCUAUGCUAACAAAUUUGAAAUCAAGCCGCAAUUCAACCAGUGUGUUCAAUCUGCUAAGUAUGAUGAAACCAGUGGAUUAUGGAGGGUGAAAACCAAUGAAGUUGAGUAUAUUUGCAGGUGGCUUGUUGUUGCUACCGGCGAAAAUGCUGAGUGUGUUAUUCCUGAAAUUGAAGGACUUUCUGAGUUCAAAGGUAAAGUUGUUCAUGCUUGUGAUUACAAGUCAGGCGAAAAUUUCAAAGGAAAGAAAGUUCUCGUUGUUGGUUGUGGAAAUUCAGGAUUGGACAUCUCACUUGAUCUUAGCAACCACCAUGCUUUACCUUCUAUGGUUGUUCGUAGCUCGGUUCAUGUGUUACCUUCAAUGGGUCCUUUGCAGCUGAAGAACACAGAAGGAAAAAUACCUGUUUUGAAUAUUGGUACCUUGGAGAAAAUUAGAUCUGGAGAUAUAAAAGUUGUCCCUGGAAUCAAGAAGUUUAACAAAAACGGCGAAGUCCAGCUUGUUAAUGGCGAAAAGAUUGAUGUUGAUGCAGUUGUUCUUGCUACCGGUUAUAGGAGCAAUGUUCCUUCUUGGCUUCAGGAAGGUGAAUUUUUCUCGAAAAACGGAUACCCGAAGAUGCCAUUUCCACAUGGAUGGAAAGGAAAUUCAGGACUAUAUGCUGUAGGGUUCACAAAGAUAGGGCUUUUUGGUGCUUCAUAUGAUGCUGUUAAAAUUGCACAAGAUAUUGGAAAUGUUUGGAAACAUGAGACUAAACAGAAGAAACAACGCUAUGGAGCUGUUAAAAUUGCACAAGAUAUUGGAAAUGUUUGGAAACAUGAGACUAAACAGAAGAAACAACGCUUGUCAUAGACGCUGCAUUUCACAGUUCUAAAUCCUAAGACCGAAGUUUUUUAAUGUGGUUUGUUAAGGAUGAUGAGGCUUUUUCAUCCUUUUUUUAAAGGCGUUUCAAUGUAUUUCGUUUUGUUGAUUCAUAUAUGUAACGCGAACUUGAAACUUAUGCGGUUCCAACAUUAUGCUGGAAUCAUAAGGGAUUUAAGUUCAUAUAAUAAAAUUCAAUAUUUGAAAUUGAACUUUGCUUUUGCUUUUGAUGUUUUACUCUCUAAGUCACUAUCUAUGUUUUUUCGACUUCUUUGAGUUUUGUAGCUUUUCCUUUGAUUUUGGCAAAGAAUCUUGUGUUCUUGAUUAGAUGCAUUGUCUGAUGUGAAGAUGUUGUUGAUCAUACCCCUUAUGGCAUAUUCAGGUCUACAACAAGCAUUUGUAUGGGCGGAAUUUACCAAGUACGUUGUAACUCCAGCAAUUGGUGUUUCUGGUGUUGGUAUUGCAAUGGCAGCAUAUGGAGCUUUUGAUGGAAUAUGUUCUCUGGCUGCUGGUCGUCUCACAUCCGGUCUCACAUCCAUUACAUCAAUAGUUUCUUUUGGAGCUUUUGCCCAAGCGGUUGUACUAAUAUUGCUCCUGCUAAAUUUCAGCAUAUCUAGUGGAUUUCUCGGUACUCUAUAUAUACUCUUUUUGGCUGCUUUAUUGGGCAUCGGCGAUGGAGUUCUAAUGACGCAGCUCAAUGCUUUACUAGGCAUGCUAUUUAAGCAUGACAUGGAAGGGGCUUUUGCACAGUUAAAGAUAUGGCAAAGCGCUACAAUUGCUAUCGUUUUCUUUGUGGCCCCAUACAUUUCAUUCCAAGCAGUUAUCAUAGUCAUGUUGGUUAUACUCUGCUUGUCAUUCUGCAGUUUUCUAUGGUUGGCUCUUAAGGUGGGGAAUGUAUCAUCACCCUCCACCACUGACUGAAUAUAAUGUUUCUUUUACAAUCUGUCAUCUUUGUUUUAUGGUAGCAUUGCUUUCAGAUGAUUCAAUUGUAUAGAUGGUGUAAUUUAUUAGUUCAUGUGGCUUUUUGUUA
This is a messenger RNA of Lathyrus oleraceus (garden pea), 2380 nucleotides long. RefSeq names its product probable indole-3-pyruvate monooxygenase YUCCA9. Bases 112 to 1341 code for a protein of 409 amino acids. The transcript is spliced from 7 exons. Lineage: Eukaryota; Viridiplantae; Streptophyta; Magnoliopsida; Fabales; Fabaceae. Gene Ontology annotation, molecular function: monooxygenase activity; flavin adenine dinucleotide binding. Gene Ontology annotation, biological process: auxin biosynthetic process. The record is from RefSeq and is a predicted model, not a curated record.